Seminavis robusta is the source of this 1380-nucleotide messenger RNA. NCBI's taxonomy places the organism in Eukaryota, Bacillariophyta, Bacillariophyceae, Naviculales, Naviculaceae. The record is from the annotation of a GenBank genome assembly.
AUGAGAAUGAUCAGGGCCAUGGGCUGCAAUGCCAUCAUUCUGGCACCCACUGGUAUUUGUAGUCUGCUACUUGUAUUAGUACCAGUUUCAGUACUAUCUGAAGAGGUGGAAGCCAGCAUUGAUUAUGGCACAGAUGUGAGCUACCCAAUGCACUACGGUGUCUUGACGGAUCUUCCCACAGAACGAGAUUUGCUAGGUACACGUACGGAAAAGCAGCAAUUGUACCAGGAGAACUUGGAAGGUUGCUUUGAGUUCUAUGGCCAAGAAGAGGGCAAAGCUAGCUGCAUGUAUUAUGAACAAGCUCGACUUGACAUGAAUCUCCGACAACCUCAGUCCAUGGUCAAUUACACCAAGAAUGGAUUUGUCAAGAUCAGGGCUCCUGAACAAGUCUGGAACAUGGUCCAAGAAUUUUGGCAGCAAAACCAACACAACUUGGAGUUGGAAGAAGAAUGGCCAACGGGAAACAUUUUUGUCAACCAUUGGAAAUCUCCCGUCAAUUUUGUGGCCAUUGAUGAUCCCACAUUGCCAGGAGGAGGCAACAUUAUCAAAACUGCCAUUUGGAAUGCCGCCAGAGAUACACUCGAACAAUGGACCGGAUACACCAUGGCGGAUUGCAGUCUAUACGGCGUCCGAAUCUACCAUGAAAACGCCAUUUUGGCUCCCCAUGUCGAUCGAUUGCCACUGGUCGCCAGUGCCAUUCUCAAUGUCGCCCAAGAUGUCGAUGAACCCUGGCCUCUCGAAGUCAUUGGGCAUGAUCAACGAGCGCACAAUAUUACCAUGGUACCCGGCGAUCUCAUUCUGUACGAAUCACAUUCCAUCAUUCAUGGGCGCCCGUUCCCAUUGAAAGGACGAUUCAUGGCCAACGUGUUUAUCCAUUUCGAACCGGUUGCACCACUCUCCGAACCAAAUCCUGUCUUUACAGGGGAUCUUCCGCCCUACCUAAUUCCCAAUUCACCAGAAGAACCUGUCUGGAGAAAAGCCAAUCCCCAUGGAUGGCAUGCCGUACAAACUGCACCUCCCGCUGAUGGAACCACGGAAGCACAUCAUAUGACAGUAUUGCAAGAUAUACAAACCUUGAGAGCACUCUUGGAUGUGCACCCUCACCUGGCCAACGCCAAAGAUGCCAACGGAUGGACACCCUUGCACGAAGCGGUACGGACCAAACGAGGAGAUCUCGUAGAAUUGCUGGUAGAACAAGGAGGGGCCGAUAUUCAUGCCACUACCAAUGGGGGUGAAACGGUCCUGGGAUUGGCCUAUCACUUUGUAUCGACAGAGGAUCCAAACUAUCAAACACAACCAGAAACACACCCUGUCAUUCAAUACUUGGAAAAUCUGGGAGCCACGCGGGGGAGCCCAGGAAAAAAUAGUCAAGAGUUAUAG